Molecule: messenger RNA, 2766 nt
Organism: Mercenaria mercenaria
Lineage: Eukaryota; Metazoa; Mollusca; Bivalvia; Venerida; Veneridae
Product: monocarboxylate transporter 3-like
Exons: 7
Coding region: 217-2031 (604 amino acids)
Biological process (GO): monocarboxylic acid transport; transmembrane transport
Molecular function (GO): monocarboxylic acid transmembrane transporter activity
Source: RefSeq, a predicted model, not a curated record
CGUGUGAACUGAUACCAUUAAGACAUUUACAACACUGUUAAGAUAAUUUUUACACAUAAGGACGUUAAAUCUCACUUUUAAGUUGCAGUUUGAUAACGGUAAUCUGUCAAUUGCAAGUGAUCAAUUCCGCAUGAGCUACAGUGACAUCACGCUGUGACACCACGAUGAACAGGAAGAGAGAGACUUGACUUGCUGGUUUGCACGAGAAACAUAAAGAUGCCAGAAAGUGCUUCCGUUGACAGAACCUCUCCUGGAAGGGAAAAUAAGCAUGAUAUGCCAGAGGCGCGUGUCACAAAGGCGGAGGAUGCAGACGACCCGUCGCAUUUGCUAAGAAAUGAGUGCCGUGAUAAUAAAACUCAAAUAGAAUCAGAAAGCGAAAUGACAGGAAAUUUACAAGAAGGGCGAAGAACAAGCUUAACCAGUAGACAAUCUGAAAAAGACGCGGCUGCUAGAAAUGGUGAUACAUUACAAAAUGAUAAUGAGACGAGGGGUUGUGAGUUCGUUUCAGACGCGGGAAAGCAAAGUUCUGUUGAAGAAUUACCUUUAAUACACUCUAAUGGCGAUAACCGUCAUGUCAAUAUAAAUUCACAAAAUGAUUUUAAUUAUUAUAAUGAAAAUAAGAAUGGUGGUCCAAAUGGGAAAGCAUUAGAACGUGGGACAAGUUGCUAUGACAACGCUCCUGAUGGGGGUUGGGGGUGGGUGGUGACGUUUGCAGCAUUCAUGGUGGGUGUGAUUCUUGAUGGAAUUUCUUUUUCUUUUGGAAUAUUUUUCAAAGAAUUACUGGUGUAUUUCAAGGAAAGUAAGAGUUUGACCUCAUGGAUUAUAUCAGUACUCAAUGGAACCUACCUUGGAAUUGGUCCUAUUUCAAGUAUUAUGGUAUCGGUGUUCGGAUGUCGACAGGUGGCAGUGUUUGGUGCAUUACUAUCAGCAGUAUCGUUCUUUGCUUGCACGUGGUCACCAAAUGUCCAGGUGAUGAUCAUUCUGUAUGGUCUGUUAGGAGGUGCUGGGCUCGGUCUUCUGUAUCUUCCAUCUAUUGUAACAGUUGGACAUUAUUUUAAAAAACGACGAGCCCUGGCCACCGGUAUAGCUGUGUGUGGGAGUGGUAUCGGAGGUUUUGUGUUUGCCCCACUUAGUGAGUUCCUUAUAGAGAAGUACACUUGGAAAGGGGCUAUGUGGAUUAUAUCUGCUAUUGUCCUUAAUGGCAUCCCUAUAGCAAUUCUACUGAGGCCCCUAGAGGGGUCCGAGGAGGAGGACAAGCGGAGGAGAAGUAUGCCCAAAGGUGGCGCUAACACACAACUUCUUGCCGACGAUACAGAGGACUGUGAGGAAAGUAAACUAUCUAAGUGUGCACAGUGUUGUGAUGUGUCUUCUAUGUUUGAUUUCGAGCUGUUGAGGAGCCCGACAUUCCUCGUAUAUGGACUUUCAUGCUUUCUCUGUAUGUUAGGAUUUUUCAUUCCAUUUACUUACAUUCCGGAUCUCGCAGACGAAUUCGGUAUGACGUCACAGCAGGGAGCCAUGUUGAUCUCAAUUAUUGGAAUUUUGAACACAGUAGCACGUGUUCUAGUUGGUUGGUUGGCAGACCGACCGUGGGCCGAUCCCCUGAAGAUUAAUAGUGUGGCCCUGUUGAUAGGCGGGGUUGCAACCAUGUUUGUUCCUUAUUAUUCUCACUACGGGGCGAUGUCGACCUACUGUGUUGUGUUCGGAAUCAGCAUCGCCGUGUUUGUAUCAUAUCGUUCUAUUAUCAUGGCGGAGUUGUUGGGUAUAGAAAAGCUGACGUCAUCAUUUGGACUCGUCACAAUGUGUCAGGGACUCUCGGCAUUCAUCGGCGCACCUAUCGCAGGUGCACUAUCAGAUGAAGCCGGGGACUACGAAGGGGCCUUUUAUUUAGCCGGGGCAGCAAUAGCCCUAUCAGGGGCAAUAUGUUUUCCACUGAGAGCAGUGUGUCGGUGGGAAAAUAGACGACAAGCAAAGAUAAAAACAACCACCACACACUUUGAACUUCAACAUUCCGAUAAAGCGGUAGACGUUUGAUCGAAGAAGUAAAACGUGUACAAAUCUACAAGAACUAUUUGCUUGUAGCUGAUCACUGCACUUCGCAGUGAAGUUACAGGAGCAUAAAGAAACUACAAUGGGAACUAAAUGACUUCAGAAUUACAUUUUUCAUAUUUUUGGUGCUCGGGGAAUGUGCCAAGCAGCGCGGGUGUUUGAUACAUUAUACAUCAGAAAAAUCCGAAGUCAUACUCCACAAUUUUUGGUUGUUUGUUUGAUGUAUCUAAUCAGUAUUUUGACAAUAUUUUAUUAAUGUAAAAUACUAGGGAGUUGAAUCCAUUGUGUGAAACAUGUUGCUAGAAAACGUCAUAAACACUUAAUAAAAACUAGCCGUUAAAAUGCAGUUUCACAUUUUCGUUCACAGUGAACAGUGUAACGUGGAAUUUCCACGAAGAUCCGGUUUUUUUUUCAAACUGCUGACUAUUUCAUUCUGUGCUAUAUAGAAACAUUAACCAUGACCUUGAUCAAAAGGUUAGUUUCGUAUUACAGAAACCCAAGAAAAAAGACUCCACCACCAGGGAUUGAAUCGUUGCAAUUUAGAAAGGUUCAAUUGACUAACGCCAUAGAACACUCGUCCUUGGCUGAAUUUUCAAACAGGUGGGGAAGUAUACACAAACACCUAGUAAUGGUGACUUGGACUUUGAACAGAUGGUUCUCAUUUCUUAUUACAAAAAAAGAGAAGAAAAGAAAGUUCAUCCUCUAUGGCUUGCAUCGCUA